UAUUAGGCUCUUCUUGGACAACUGCAGUGAUUUUGUUUUUAAAUCAUACACUUUACUAGUGAGCAGACAUUCAUUUAAUAUGAAUUUGUAUUUUAGGGCUGUUAAAGACAUAACUAGCUUGAGUGAGUUGUUUUGAUACUCUUUGCACAAUAAUGAAUAAUUUGGUGAUAUUGAUACUAUCAUAAUUUGUUCCUGUAUCAGUCACUGUUCCAUUACUGGAACAAAAUACCUGUAUCUUUUUUGGGGGGGGUACCUAGGAUCAUACUCAGGACCUUGCACUUUUGAGCCAGGCUCCAGAACCACUGAGCUAAAUCCCUGGCCAGAGGCUUGGACAUUUUAAAUAAAAAUCACGACAGUAUCCUACAACUCCUGUAGGAAUCAGUCAUAUAUGAAUGUAAAAAAAUCCCAGCUUAAGGGGUGUUACAUUUCCUCUAUAAGGGACAAAUUUUUGAGACCCUUAUGGUUAGCAAUUCUAAACCAAGUAGUCCUGGUGGUUCUCUACUGGAGAAUUUUCUUUAGGUAGCCCUCAGAAUAUUUUUGUAAUUGACACUAUCCAGGCCUGAAAAUUGUAGAGAAGUUAACUAAAGAUUUGUUUCACUUCCAAGGUCUUUUUCCCAGUUUUCUUGAGAGCUAGUUAGGAAAAUGAAAUUUGUACUGCCCCUCCCAUAUAAAAUGACAAGAUUGGUCAGUGUAGUUUUGUUUUGUUUUUUGGAACAGAGGUGGAACUUGGGACCUUGCGCUUGCGAGGCAGGUGGCAGAACCACUGAGCUAAAUCCCCAGCCCCAUGGUCAGUGUAGUUUUGACAAUUUACUAAAAUUUGAUUUGGAUUUUGUUAUCCUAUAGACAAAGAUAAGCAUUAUUAAAGUAUUUAUAUUCCAUAAAAUUCACUUAAGAGUGUACAAUUAAUGCCCACAGAUCUCAGCACUCCAGGAGGCUGAGGCAGGACUGAAAGUUUAAGCCCAGCCAGGCAGUUUAUAAAUUUAGCCAGGCUCUGUCUCAAUAAACUCUGGGGUUACAGCUCAGUGGGAAAGCCCCGGGUUUAAAUCCCAAUAGCAAAGAGAAAAAAGACUUCAAAGAUGUGUUUUUAAAAAAUUCUUUACCUAGGGCCAGGGAUUUAGCUCAGUGGUUCCACAGCCUGCCUCGAAAGCAGAAGAUCCCCAGUAUUAAAAAAAAAAAAUUCUUUACCUAGUGCCUACUGUACUAUGGUAGAUGUUGCAAUAUACAGGAGUAAAUUAAGACAAAUUGACUUUAUGUUUAUAACACUUAAGUCAAAUAAGCAAAAUGGUAAGUUUGCUUGGAGUACUUGGGCAGAUGGGAAGAGCAAUUUCUCUUCACCUAGGAGGAGUUUGGUCCCUACCAAGAUAAUAACCUCCCUUUGUCACCAGGGUCCUGAGGCAAGUGUACAGCUUGAAUUUGUAGGUGACCUCUAGGCCAGCAGUGUCCCUCAGCCCAGCGGUGUAAGAGGUUACUGUGGAAGUACACAAGCAAAUGGUUUUACCAAUACUAAGUGCCACUCCUGUUCACUGAGCAGGAAGGGCAUGAAUAUCUUGGGGCUGGUAGGUUGAGAAAAGUGCCUUAAGAGAAACAGGACAGGGGCUGGGGAUUUUACCUCAGUGGUUCUGCUGCCUGCUUUGCAAGCACAAAGUCCUGAAUUCAAUCUCUGGUACCAAAAAACCCCCAACAAAAACCAGAGGACAGAGCCAGGUAUAGAGGUGCGUGCCUGUAAGGGAGGCUGAGGCAGAAAGAACACUGAGACCAGUCUGGACUACAUAGUAAGUUCAAGGCCAGCCCUAACUACAUAUUGAGACCCUGUCUCAAAAGACCAAAGGGGGUGUGGGAGUGUGGGGGAGGAAUAGGACAGAUAAGAGGAGUUGUGGUAGUUGACACAUUAACAAAGGAAAGCUACAGGAAGCAUGAUUUACUGUAUGCCCAACCUGAAAGUGAGGACUUAACCUCAAUGUCUGGGGGAAGAGCUUUCCAAGUAUAGACAACAGCAGAAAAUUGUGAGCCAAGAAAGAGGUGUCCAAAGUGGUGAGUGUCUCGAGAUAAGCCUGGAGGGAUAUAACAAGGCCAAAUCUUGAAGGUUUUUAAAGUUGUAAAAAUUGGUUAUUCUAAAUAUAAUGCAAGCCAGUGAAGGGUUUUAAGCAGGGUUAUUGCAUGAUAUGAACUACAUUACACAAACACCACAGGCUGUUAUAUGGAAAGCAGAUCAAAUUAUUAUUUUUUUUGGUACUGGGGAUCGAACUCGGGUCCUUGUGCUUGUGCAGCAGGUGGUGAAACCACUGAGCUAAAUCCCCGGCCCUGGAUCAAAUUUUUAAAAGGAGUCAAAUGGAAAUUUUUUUUUUUUUUUUUUUUUUAAAAAACAAGGUCUUGCUAUGUACUCCAGGGUGGCCUUGAACUCACUAUGUAGCCCAGACUGGCCUUGAAUUCAUGGCGAUCUUCCUGCCUCAGCCUCCCAAGUGCUGGAAUUACAAGCAUGCGCCACCACAUCCAACUUGUUCUCUGGAAAAAUUCAAACUUAUUUCAACACUGGCAGUGAGGUAGGCAGUAAAAGAAUUUUUUUUUUUUUUUUACCAAGAUCAGAACAAGAAAAGACAAGAGUUUAUUCAGAUCAGAGUCCACUCUCAAGGACAAUGGGUUCUCAAAAUGUCAUCUCUCAAGGACCAGCUUAUCGCAAAUCUAGUUGCAGAAGAUAAAAGCUCCCAGUGUAAGAUCACCAUAGCUGGAGUUGGUGCCGUAGGUAUCGCUUGUGCUGUUACUAUCUUACUGAAGGAUUUGGUGGAUGAACUUGCCCUUGUUGAUGUCGCAGAGGACAAAUUGAAGGGAGAAACAAUGGAUCUUCAGCAUGGCAGUCUUUUCUUUAGUACUUCAAAGAUUAUCUCUGGAAAAGAUUACAAGAUAUCUGCAAAUUCCAAAUUAGUUAUGGUCACAGCAGGUGCAAGGCAGCAGGAGGGAGAAAGUCGCCUUGCCCUGGUCCAACAUAAUGUGAAUAUCAUGAAAUCCAUCAUCCCUCCCAUAGCCCAUCGUAGUCCUGACUGCACAAUGCUUAUUGUUUCAAAUCCAGUGGAUAUUUUGACAUAUGUGGUCUGGAAGAUAAGCGGCUUACCUGCCACUCCUGUAAUUGGGAGUGGUUGUAAUCUAGACUCUGCCCGUUUCCGUUACCUAAUUGGAGAGAAGUUGGGUGUCCAUCCUACAAGCUGCCAUGGUUGGAUUAUUGGAGAACAUGGUGAUUCUAGUGACCUUGAACUCAUGGGAAUCCUCCUGUCUCAGCCUCCUGAAUGCUGGAAUUAUUGCUGUGUGCAACCACACCCAGUGGCUUUAUGGAGUGGGGUGAAUGUUGCUGGUGUUCCUCUAAAAUCUCUGAACCCUGAAUUAGGAACUGACUCAGACAAAGAACAGUGGAAAAGUGUCCAUAAACAAGUUGUUGAAAGUGCCUAUGAGGUCAUCAAGCUGAAGGGCUCUACCUCUUGGGCUAUUGGGCUGUCUGUGACAAAUCUGGUCGGAUCAGUUCUGAAAAAUCUUAGCAAAGUACAUCCAGUUUCCACUCUGGUUAAGGGCUUACAUGGAAUAAAGGAAGAAAUCUUUCUCAGUGUCCCUUGUAUCUUGGGGCAGAAUGGUGUCUCAGAUAUCGUGAAAGUCAAUUUAAACUCUCAGGAGGAAGCCCUUUUCAAGAGGAGUGCGGAGACACUCUGGAAUGUCCAAAAGGACCUGAAAAUUUAAGCCUUUGAAUGGUCUACUCUCUUAUAGAAGAUAGAAGACUGUAUAUUUUACUUUUUUUUUUUUUUGUACCGGGGAUCAAACUGGGGUUCUUGCGCUUGCACAGCAGGCGGUGAAACCACUGAGCUAAAUCCCCAGCCCUGUAUAUUUUACAUUUUGAAAGUGUUUUUAUCUGAUCUUUGAAAAAUUUAAAAAUUGGAGACUUACAACAUAACUUUGGUCUCUCAAAAAAAGGAGGAGGAAGUAGUAAAGAGAUUUCUCCUUUUUAUGAAUUCCUAAUGGCUCAAUUCUAAUGGUAAUCUACACAGGUGUAAAUUACACUUGGGAAGUACGUCAUACGUAUUAGAGUUGCCUUCAAGUUUAGUGGAAUAUGUGUAACAACUGACUAUAUACAGAAUUUUAGAUUAUCCCAAAAACAAGAAGUACUUUUUCUAGUUUUGAAAUUUCAUCUUGUGCUUUUUUCCAUUAUAGCAUCCAGUACAUUCACUUUCUAUUGCUUCGUUAGCUUCAUGUAUCUAUGUAUAAUCUUUACAAAAUAUUUAUUUUAAGAUCAUAUGUAUCGGAAGUAGAGAUGUAACUAUAAUAUAAAAAUAAAUGAGAUGAUACAUUUAACUCUGCAAGUUUAUACCAAUUGAUAUCUUAGUGAUUGGAUGUCUAGACUGAAAUACCACAUGAGUAGCUUAGACCAUUUCUGGGUCAUUUAGCAAACUUCUUGCCAUGUUAUGGUUGUGAGGUUACGCUUCCUGCCUUCAAGUAUCCACAGUAUUUAGAGUCCACCAACUAACUACUGACUGAUGCUAGAUAGCAGUUAAUUGGUAACUUGCAUUGGGAAUGAUGGCAGAGUCUCAGUGAGGCACUCUGAGAGGCUGAAGCAGGAGGAUCACAAGUUUAAGCCCAGCCUGGGUCACUUAGCAAGACCCUGAGUUAAAAUAAAAAAUAAAAAACGACUGAGUUCGAUCCCCGGUACCAAAAAAAAGGGGAAGAAAAUAAAAAAUGGGUUGGAAAUGCAGCUCAUUGCAAAGGCUCUGGGUUCACUCCCCAAUUUUAAAAAAACGGUAACUUCCUCUUGGUAUCUAAGGUAAGAAAGUGUGUGCUUCUCUUGAUUUAUAUUUACACACACCUACAUACAUAAUAUUAUGAAAUAUUUCCUUGACUUCACAAAGAAUUUAAGGCAGAUAUAAUAAAUAUACAGUGGAACAAAAACUAAGAAAUCAAGACCAAGGUAGUUUACAAAUUAAAACUAGGACCAGAGCAGUGGGGAACUAGAAGGCAGAUAAGCAGCCCCGGGGCCUGACUCGUCCAUCCGAGUGGAGCUGCACCCACCCAUUUGGUCAGUGUCGGCGCGCCUUCUUAGUCUGGCGUUCUUGGUAUCUUGGUAGCCUUUGUUGGAGCCAUCUACUGAACAGUUCGCUUCCCAUCAUCUUGUUCUUUUUCCUUUCCCCCCAGUUCCUCCCUUGAAUGCAUAAAAUAUGUUCAGGAUAAGGGACAGAGGGAAUUUUUUUCAUUCUUUUUAACAUGUUCUUGUUGAACAACAAAUCUAAUCUUUACAGAGACUGAAAGGCUAAAAAAUAUAUAGUUUCUAAGAGAAUAUUCUGUGAAGUAAAACUGUGCUACACCACGUAUCCUCAAUGGGACAACACUGUCCCCAAGAGGGUGAUAAUUGGCUGGGGGGUGGGGGUGGAAAAUAUCUGAGGUCAAGAGUUUAUUUUUGGUACCGGGGAUCAAACUUAGGACCUUGAGCUUGUGAGGCAGGCGGCGGCACCACUGAGCUAAAUCCCGGGCCCCGAGAUCAAGAGUUUGACUCCCCAAAGUUCAACAGUACCUGACAAAUUCUCACUCCUUAAUGCUGUAUUUAAUUUCACCAUGGGGAGAAAAAGCAGAAUGUUAAGGGGAAGUGUCUAAAAAGGCUCUUGAAAGAGUGAAAAUGAAGGGGAAAAACCCUAACUGUUCUACAGUUUAUAGUUUUUAAGGUUUGUAUUACCUACUAUGAUUCAGAGAUGAGUUAGCUAGCAGUUGAUUAGCUAAAACAUGGUGCAAGAAAAGAAGUAGGAAACCUUAGAUUAGCCAGCCUGAGGAAUUGGGGAUGUGUGUGGAUUUUACAUUUAACUACUUUCAAAAUAAUGAGCUGAAUUUUCCCUUACACUUGAAGAAAUAAAUGGUUAGCAAUUAGCACUAUACUGAUAAAAUUCUUAGGACUAUUUCAAAAUUCUUUUUGCAUAGAGGGUUCUAAGCUUUUUCUACUUCAGCUUAUACUCGAGUUGGUAGAAAGUAGUCCCUGGGUCCCUUUCUCCUGCAAUGCUGUCGAAAAAUUCCCAAAUGAGAGUCAAAAGGCCCCUUUCGGAUACAUGCACACGAGUUCUCGCUAGAAAUAAAACCAGGUGGGCUCUCUGGCGGAUGAAUCCUGGGGAAACAGUACCCGGCUCCAGGGCCGCGGGGGUUCGUCUAACCUGCUGCCCGGGUGAGCUCGAAGACCCGGGAGCCGCAGUGAACGAAGCCCGCCCACCAUGAGGACCCCCGUGGCUACUGGCGCGCAGGUGCGGGCGGCGGAAGCUGAGGCGCAGGCCCAGUGUCCGGAUGUGUGGGGGAAGCCACGCCCAUCCCUCGGACCUGCACCAGCGGGUGCAGCCCGCGCAGCCGCAGUGUUAGGCCGGUGUGGCAAGUGGUAUUGGAAGUGGCUACGAUCUGAAAAUUGUCUGUUCGUGUUACUCUACUCAGCAGAGGCUCGGUCCACUCUGAAAGCUGUCACGGGCUGAUCCUCGGAGAGAUGGAGACUCAAGUGGUAGGCGUAGGCACCACUGAGCCCUGCUUCCUCUAAAAUGUAAGAACAUCUGUCUUCCCCCCACCCCAUGAAGGACCAGCGACUGAACGAAGGACCUUGUGCAUGAGAAUUACUGAGCCUGAGGGUGAUCCUGGGAACUCUUGAACUUUCAACAGGUGUCAGAGGAAUCGAACUCGGGACCUUUCGCUUGCGAGGCAGGCUCCAGAACCACUGAGCUAAAUCCUCGGCCCUUUGUUAAUGUUUCCAUAUGUGGUCUAAUGAAUCAACAUACUGAUGCUAAAUUUUCAAAUCCUUAUUUUAUUUUUUUGAUAAAGGGUCUCACUAUGUGGUCCAGGCUGGCCUUAAAAAUCACAGUGAUCCUCCUGCCUCAGCCUCCCAAGUGCUGGGAUUACCAAUGUGUGCCACCAAGCCUGGCUUCAAAUCCCUAUUUUUUACAUUUAAAUGCAAAUUGCUUCUCUUAUAUGUUAAGGCAAAUGCUACCAAGUAGCUCUAAAUAAGCCCUUCCCAAGAUUCUCCAGCCAAAGCCAUUAAUGCUCAAAAUGGGAGCCGUGCUUAGGCUACAAACGGCCUGGCCUUUAUGCACGGUUCACCUGAGGAAUGGAGAAAUGUCAAGGUCAGACCCAGUCUUAACCUGCUGGCACAGAUUUGAUUAUAAAGAAUACCUUAACUCACUUUAGAUCCAAGUACUUUCUAAAAAGAAAACAUGAAUUGUAAUCAAAAUGUGAAGGAAUAAAGUAAAAAAUGAAAAAUCCAGAAUUUGUAAGAGUCAAAAAAGUAAACCCAUUAAAGUCCAAAAUUUGAUGAGCUGCCUGGCAUCUUAAGACUGUUUAUGUGAAUAAAUAACAAUAUUUGGUGAAGACUCUCA
Heterocephalus glaber (naked mole-rat) is the source of this 7361-nucleotide messenger RNA. Lineage: Eukaryota; Metazoa; Chordata; Mammalia; Rodentia; Bathyergidae. The record is from RefSeq and is a predicted model, not a curated record.